Mizuhopecten yessoensis (Yesso scallop) is the source of this 3668-nucleotide messenger RNA. Its product is annotated as mpv17-like protein 2. Gene Ontology annotation, cellular component: cytoplasm; membrane. The record is from RefSeq and is a predicted model, not a curated record. Bases 170 to 769 code for a protein of 199 amino acids. Gene Ontology annotation, biological process: mitochondrial ribosome assembly. Lineage: Eukaryota; Metazoa; Mollusca; Bivalvia; Pectinida; Pectinidae. The transcript is spliced from 2 exons.
UUUAACCAUGCAUGCACAGGCCCUGUUGACCAAAUGACCCACAGGACUUACGAAACCGGUGUGGAAGUCCUAGAUGAGCUUCCAAGAGAAGAUUGUGUCUAAUAUUAAACAGUAAAAUCGUGAUGCCACUGCGAUCUGAUAUCAUGUCCUGAUGCAUGCCUGACACAACAUGCUAAGCUUAAGAUGGCUGAAGAAAUUAUCACAGCCUGUCCAGCAGGCUAUUACAAAAAGUGGGAAAGUGAUAUUUGGCAAAAAGUGUUUGCUUGUGACUAAUGUCACUAUUACUGUGGGAAUGUCAUGCACCGGAGACUUCCUGCAGCAGCGGUACCAGAUAAAGACAAAAGAAACAAACGCCAUGAAUUUGACUCGAAGCAGACAUGUGGCAGCAUCAGGACUAGUGAUAGGUCCGUUCUGCCAUUACUGGUAUCUCUUUUUGGACAAAUGGCUUCCUGGCAAGACUUUAAAAAUUGUUCUCAAAAAAGUUAUGGUUGACCAGGUGAUUUGCUCACCAAUCUACAUUUCCUUGUUCCUAGUAACAACGUGCAUGCUGGAGAAAAAGUCUUGGAACGAAAUCAAAGAGGAGACCACUAGUAAAGGUGCUACCUUAUACAUGGCGGAAUGGAUUGUGUGGCCACCUGCUCAGCUUUUCAAUUUCUUGAUUUUGCCGACACGAUUCAGGGUCUUAUAUGACAAUACAAUAUCUCUUGGAUUUGAUUGUUAUUUCUCACGUGUAAAAUAUGGAUGUGAAAAAAAUGAAGAUCCAAAAUGAAAAAGUAUUUGAUGCCAAAAAAAGUCACUUGCUGCCUUGCCAGAACAAAAAAAAAUGACAUUCACCCCUAAACCGACGUUCACCCAUAAACUGACAUUCACCCACCCAUAGACCAACAUUCACCCACCUGUAGACCGACAUUAACCCAAAGGCUGACAUUCACCCAUAGACCGACAUUCACCAAUAAACCGACAUUCACCCAUAGACCGACAUUCACCAAUAAACCGACAUUCACCCAUAGACCGACAUUCACCUAUAAACCGACAUUCACCCAUAGACCGACAUUCACCAAUAAACCGACAUUCACCCAUAGACCGACAUUCACCAAUAAACCGACAUUCACCCAUAGUCCGACAUUCACACAGAGACCAACAUUCACCCACCCAUAGACCAACAUUCACCCAUAGACCAACAUUCACCCACCCAUAGACCAACAUUCACCCACCCAUAAACCGACAUCCUCCCAUAGACCGACAUUCACCCAUAAACCAACAUUCACCCAUAGACCGACAUUCACCCACCCAUAGACUGACAUUCACUCAUAGACCAACAUUCACUCAUUCACCCAUAGACCAACAUUCACCCACCCAUAGACUGACAUUCACUCAUAGACCAACGAUCACUCAUAGACCAACAUUCACUCAUUCACCCAUAGACUGACAUUCACUCACCCAUAGACUGACAUUCACUCAUAGACCAACGAUCACUCAUAGACCAACAUUCACUCAUUCACCCAUAGACCAACAUUCACCCUCCCAUAGACAGACAUUCACCCAGAAACCGACAUUCACCCAUAGACUGACAUUCACCAAGAAACCGACAUUCAACCAGAAACCACAUUGUCUAUCUUCAGUCUCCAGAGAGUACUAUCCAACAUUAAAUGUAAUAAUAUAUCUUUAAAUAAAUGACAUUGAAAAUAGACUUGUAACAGAAACAGGAAGCUACAAAAGCAUACCUUUAUAAAAUACAGGUGACACAAUAAGAUACAUUAUCACCUGUAAAUGUAUAUUCCAGUGUUAACAAACAUCAAUAUGUCAUAAAGUUUCACCAAUGAGUGGGGGUUGGAUGAUAAUGGCUGUCAUUAUCUAGCUUGAGUAAACCUUGUUUAUACAAUAGGGAAAUAGCUAACUCUAGUUAGAUAAACAUGAUAACCUUUCACCAUGUGUUGGAGAAUCUGCUUCUACUUAGAACCUUCAUAUUAUGUCAGGAAAGCAAAUUUUUAAGAAUGAUUCUAUUUCCAUUCCCUAUGGGCCAUCAUCUGAAUUUAUCAUGCAUCAAUUUUUUAAACUCCAUGAGGUACUUGCCAGGUGUCCCUAAUAUGGAGGGAGAUUGAUUUGUCAUCCUCGCUUUUAACUUGUCCAGUCGAUAUGUUGUCUUGUCUUGCUUUUUGUCCAUAUUCAAUGAAUACAUGUACAAACAAAAGAUGUCAGUUUAUUUGAUCAAAUAGAAGUCUGUAUAUGUACUUUUAUACAAGCUGAGAUGUUGCCACACAGUGUUAUAUAUUAAAGAAUUUUAAAGGUUGAUGAAUAGGUAACCAUGUCAUUGCAUGCUCCCAAUAACCUUCAAUCAUUUAGAACAAAGAAUUAACAAUGUUCUUGUUGUAUGUAAUAUUUACAUGUCACUGUGUCAAUCUAAUGUCAUUCUAGAUAAUAUGACUCUGCAAUAAGUGUUUCAUGUAUAGCAAGGGUAAGUACAUGUAUUACCCAAAAAGGAAUAUGUAAAGUUAUUUUUAAUUCCUAUGAUUUUAGUGUGGGUGUUUGAUAUUUGAUUGAAGAUGGCAUCAACAUGUUCACUGAUGUGGAAAUAUAUAUGUAUAUCAUGACCAAAAUACAUUUGUUGUUUGGCAAUUUAUUGAAACAAUAAUUAUGUAUGUUUUAACUUACUGAAGUUUUAAUACCAUUGCUUAUUGAAUAUUUUUUAAAGUGCGUGAAUUUUGCUAUGACAACAAAAUUAAAGCAAGCCAUCGAAUGAUUGACACUACAACAGUGAGACCAAACCGAUUCCAUAGCACUAAGUCUUUCUAUGCCUAAGUUUUGUUUGAUUUUGGUAUCCAUUAUUACAUGGCAAGUGUCCAUGAACAAUAAGCUCAAUAAGGUUGUGGUGAACUUAAUUUCAGUGGUUUCCCUUUAAAAACUGCAGGAAUCAUAGCUCACAGGUCUGAUCACUAUUUUUUAUAUAUUGGUUUUUUUUGUUUUUUUUUGAUGGGGCCUAAUUUGAGCCAUAGUUCAUGCACAGCAGCAAUCCUGAAUUAAAUUUUGCGAUGUUUUGAGGAGUGAAAACUAUACCACAUAUGAAAAUAUAAGAAAUAUCUCACAUAUUCAAGUGGUAACUGCACUACCUGGUAAUUUUUUAAUGAUUCAACAGGAAACCAGGAAAGUUUCUAUAUUCAUUACAUGUGUAACCAAUUCUGUUGGUUAUCUCUAUGUUAACCAUCCAUAAUAAUUUGUGAACCGCUUUGAGACGACCUACGAACUAGGUUGUGAUAAAGCGGUAUAUCUUGAAUUAUUAUUAUUAAUUUAUUAUUAUCAUCAAGCGUUGACAUGCUAUUCUAGUUGUAAUGCAUUAACAGCAGUAUAUACAUACAGCAUUUUGAUAUUUCCCUGUUUUUUUUUAUAUGUGGCAUAUACUAGUAAAUAUAGAAUGAUUCCACUUUCGAUUCCAAGGCUUCUUGGGUUCAACCUUGUCUUAAAGUGUACAAUUACUAUAUACAUCCACAAACAUACAUUUUCCCCAUUUCGUUAAUUGAAUGAAGAGCAUAAAAACAUGUAAAGUGAUUAGGACAGUCUAUAUAGAGCUACAUGUAACAGACCCAAACUGAGUCUGAUUUUCCUACGGGGUCAAAACACUUUAAGGGACACAUUCUGGUAUGGUCAGCGUCUGUCCAUAGUUUGGUUUCCGC